Oncorhynchus masou masou (cherry salmon) is the source of this 5099-nucleotide messenger RNA. Its product is annotated as protein FAM149B1-like. The transcript has 16 exons. The record is from RefSeq and is a predicted model, not a curated record. Lineage: Eukaryota; Metazoa; Chordata; Actinopteri; Salmoniformes; Salmonidae. Gene Ontology annotation, biological process: cilium assembly; protein localization to cilium. The coding region runs from base 395 to 2581 and encodes 728 amino acids.
AGAAAUGUUUUUCCCAUCAGGCCUAUGGAUUGGGUGUCCAUAACAUCCUUGUUGUUGUGGCAAUAAUCCUCUUUAGUAGUAAUGGAUGCUGUAAUAUUGGUAUAUAUUAUUACACUUGCGCUGAAACAUAAAAACACAUUUGUAGGCCACGGUUUGUUUGAAAUAUUAUAUUGUAGAUCAAUACAUCUCUUUCUCAGUUAUCUAGAAUAACUACGUUAGCUAGCUAGCAAGUUAGCUGCAAUUACUGUUAGCCUCAAUAAGUUCAGUAGCAACGAGGCCAGAUAGCUAACGUUACAGUAGCUAGCUAACUUGCAAGUGUGUACUUAUUGACCUGCGGUCGGGGAAAAAUGGCAAACCUCUUCCAAAAGACAAAGUGGGGACAGGAAUCAGAGGGAUGCACGACGAGAGAGGACACACAGGAGGGCAUGAGCCGAUAAACAGAAAAAGGAGAAUGAUUUCGCGAUACAGCAGGAGAACAGUAUCGCACAAUCUUGAGGUUCGGGGCAUAUCCCGAAGCAGCCUUGACCAUCACCCUCUCCCAGAGGAGGUAGACAAUGACUUCCUCCCCCAUUGCCUCCUCCAUGACCUUCAGGAAGCUGUCUCCACUUACAACAGCUCGGAGAUGACAUCUGCAGCCUCUUGCCGGUCAGACUGUCCAACGGCCACUACUGGAGACACGACACGGUCCUGGUCUGGGAUCCACAGCUACACAGAGACGGGUAUCUCUACAGAGAGGAGCUCUGUCUUCUCCUGGGGCUAUGAUGAAUUUGACAAGGUGGCGGCGCGACAGGUGCAGCAGAUGUUUGAGGAGAUUGACGAGGAGCUUUAUGAGGGGCGGGGUGGGGCACAUCUACGGGGGCUGCAAGAUGAGUGCCAUCAGUGGGCCUUCAGGUUCCCUCACCUACGGAUUCUGGGUAGUCAGCUGGUGUGUCCCAAUGACGAGGGCUUCCAGUGGUACGCCACUUCAGGGGAGGGGCCCGGGACAGCCAGCAGCAGUGCAGCUGGACUAAAGGACAGCAUCAGUAGCAAGCCCCAGGACAAGGACAAGCCUGGCCCCUGCACAGAUCUGUGUGUGCAAGGUAGGAAGGCUGUGCUGUCCAGGCCCAGUGAGGAUGUUGACCACCCCCCUGGUACUCCCAGUGGAUCCAGAGGUCAUGACAGGCCCAGGGUGAUCGAGGCUGAAGGCCUGAUGGAGGAGUACCUGGCCUUUGACUGCAGGGAUUUGGAUGACAAGUGGGAGCGGGGGUGCAUGGGGGCUGGUCGGCGGUGGUAUGGCCUGCCUCCGGUGUCUCCCUAUCGCUGUCGCAGACAGGCAGUCCUCGACCUGCUGUUUGACGAUGUGUGGCGAGAGCUGUUUGGCUGGAUGGAGGAGCUGGUCCGCAGGCACUGGGAGGGCUGUGUGUCAGAUGACGAGAAAAAUGCAGUGAACUUCAGCCCAUCCCAGUCAGAUGCUCAGAACCCUUUCCUGCUCCUGUCCACACUGCCCACUCUGCUCCCCAGGCUGGGCCAGAGCAGGGUGCCCCAGCUAACAGGAACCCCACAACCCCAGACCACAAAAUCAAGGGGCUCAAAGCACAAGCCCAGACGGAAAUCCAAAAAGCAGAAAAAAUCAUCUACUGUAUGCAACUCUCACCUAGAGGCAAAAUGUUGCCGAUCGACGCCAUCCACAGCGUCCAGUCGGGUCCCUGUAGAGGCGGCAGUGACACAUCACAACCUCAACGAACUCAUAGUCAUCCACGGCAUCCCCCUGCAGCAGAGGAACCUGGGAGUGAUGGAGAGAGCCCAGUAUGGAGACCAUAAGGACCCUGAGGAGAGGGUGAUGACCCAUAGGCCAGGGUCCACCGUGAUUCCGUCUAGCAAGCCACGUCCUCGCCGGGUGCUAGAGCAGAACUCCUCCUCCCUGUCCCGCCCUGCCCAGUCGGCCAGACGCCGUAACCCGCCUCCACGCACCCUUUUGCCCUUGGUUCCCAGCCUGACACAGUCCAGUGCCGCUGGCUCCAUGGAGGAGGUCAUCCGUGGGACGCGCCUACCCACAGCCAGUGACCGCCUGGCCUCUGCUCCGAUGCCUCUGAGCAGGAACACACUCCUUCCUCCCAUCGGCACUGGGGACGCUGAGCCCAGGCACUCUGGACAGCACUUCAGACCUACUCAGCGGCAUAGAGACUUGUCCAGUCGUGCCCACAGUGCUGUUACAGAUGAAGCAGGUAGUUUGCUUCCUCGGGAUCGGCUUCAUCAAUUGGACGUAUUCUCCCGUCCCAACACCACCCACACCUACAGGUCAGACACCCCUUACCGCCGCUCCUUCACGGUGCUGGACAACAUUGGACAGGGACGUCCUGGCAGGGCAUCUGUGGGUACAGACUCUCUGGGCAUCGGAGUGACGGGCAUCAGUUUAGGCAUCAGCAGCUCCUCCUUCCUGAACUCCUUUGCCCACCACCCCCUGGGCCACUCCCCCAUUGAAGAUGAGGAGGAGCCUGAUACACAAGCCCCUCCCCCAGCUCUACUGGUGCCUGUUUCAGUCCCAGCAAGCUCCCAAAACCGGGGUGGCUUCAUGUCCCGCAGUAGCAGACCUGGGUUGUAGCUGCUUUGACCUCGCCCACCUCCACCUUCUCCAACCACACUCUCCUCAGCACAGCAAGGUGCAAGCCCUGCUUCCAAUCCCAACGGUGCUCUCAAACGACACUUUAUACAGAAGCAGAUCUUUUGUACAAUGUACUGUUUGGUGAUUUUAUUUAUUGAUGCUUUUUGUUUUUCGAGAGCCUUAUUUUUGUAUUUUGGAACUCUCACCUUCCCUGGCUGCCAAAGAUAGUAAACUGUCUCAUUUACCACCUGUAUGUCGGUAUGUACUCUACCGUUCAAAAGUUUGGGGUCACUUAGAAAUGUCCUUGUUUUUUAAAUAAAAGCACAUUUCUUGACCAUUAAAAUAACAUCAAAUUGAUCAGAACCAUCACUCCUGUGUUCCAAUGGCACGUUGUGUUAGCUAAUCCAAGUUUAUAAUUUUAAAAGGCUAAUUGAACAUAAGAAAACCAUUUUGCAAUUAUGUUAGCAUAGCUGAAAACUGUUAAACUUCUGAAACUAGUCAGUCUAUUCUUGUUCUGAGAAAUGAAGGCUAUUCCAUGCAAGAAAUUACCAAUAAACUGUACUACUCCCUUCACAGAACAGCGCCAACUGGCUCUAACCAGAAUAGAAAGAGGAGUGGGAGGCCCCGGUGCACAACUGAGCAAGUACAUUAGAGUGUCUAGUUUGAGAAACAGAUGCCUCAAGUCUUCAACUGGCAGCUUCAUUAAAUAGUACCCGCAUAACACCACUAGGCAGAGUUGCAAAGAAAAAGCCAUAUGUCAGACUGGCCAAUAAAAAGAAAAGAUGAAGAUGGGCAAAAGAACACAGACACUGGAUAGAGGAAGAUUGGAUAAAAGUGUUAUAGACAGAGUUUAAGUUUGAGCUGUUCGGAUCACAAAGAAGAACAUUCGUGAGAUGCACAAAAAAUGGAAAGAUGCUGCAGGAGUGCUUGACACCAUCUGUCAAGCAUGGUGGAUGCAAUGUGAUGGUCUGUGGGUGCUUUGGUGGUGGUAAAGUUGGAGAUUUGUACAGGGUGAAAGGGAUCUUGAAGAAGGAAGGCUAUCACUCCAUUUUGCAAUGCCAUGCCAUACCCUGUGGACGGCUCUUAAUUUGAGCCAAUUUCCUCCUACAACAGGACAAUGACCCGAAGCACAGCUCCAAACUUUGCAAAAACAAUUUAAGGGAAGAAGCAGUCAGCUGGUAUUCUGUCUAUAAUGGAGUGGCCAGCACAGUCACCGGAUCUCAACCCUAUUGAGCUGUUGUGGGAGCAGCUUGACUGUAUGGUACGUAAGAAGUGUCCAUCAAGCCAAUCCAAUUUGUGGGAGGUGCUUCAGGAAACAUGGGGUGAAAUCUCUUCUGAUUACCUCAACAAAUUGACAAGAAUGCCAAAGGUCUGCAAGACUGUAAUUCGUGAAAAUGGAGGAUUCUUUGACGAAAGCAAAGUUUGAAGGACACAAUUACUAUUUCAAUUAGAAAUCAUUAUUUAUAACUUGUCAUCGUCUUGACAAUUUCCUAUUCAUGUAUGAUUUAAUGGAAAACAAGGACAUUUCUAAGUGACCCCAAACUUUUGAACGGCAUUGUGUGUACUGUGUACUGUAUCUAUGGUUUAGAUGUAUAUGUGUGAAUGUAUAUUGUCUGUUCUUUUCUCUGAUCUAUCUCUAUACUCUUAAGUGAUUCUAUGCAGGUAAUGGGAAGUCAAAAGCAUUUUGCACACUGACACGCUUCGUCAGGCUGCUUUGUACUUUUCUAAUGACAUGAUUUUUUUAUUUUCCCAUGUGUAAAAAGACGAGCACAAAACCUCUGGGUUUCACAUAGCAUACCUUAACAGGAGGAGACAAGACAAGCUUUAGACGAUAACUAAAUGGGUAGGUAUUUGGUGUUUUCCUCACAAGCCUUUUUGUGAUGAGGGCUUAGUGUAAGCCACAGGAGACAUGUGAGGGAAUAGAGGGGCUGUAUUAGUACUGGGACAAUUCACCUCACUGCAGUAGAAGCCAUAUGUUGUUUUCAGCAGAGGGACUAGCUGAGCCUAGAUCAUUCAGGCAAUUUUUAUAUAAAUACGUGAUAGAUGUGUGACUAGAGAGCAUGCAGGUAACAAGUUUUAAUCCUAAUUUGACCUUCUACCUUGUCUUAACUUCAAGGUUUUGUGCAGGGAAACAUGUAAGAUUUCUGCUAAAUGUAAUAGGGUUUUAUAAGCACAUUUAUGUUUCUAGUCCCUUGUGCUUAACACAAGAUAUAUUGGCGCUCCUUUGCAUUUCCUAAUUAUGACUGAGAUGGAAGGUUUUUAUGUAUAUUUUCCAAAACAGAACUGCAGGUCCCCUUCUAUUUAUAUGGCUUCAACAACAGUCAGGAGCACCAAUUAACAUGGAGGUAUUUGACUUCUUUAUAGAGUUAGGUUGCACUGGAUGGUCUCCCUUGUAGAUGGCAAUAAUAAAGCUUGAAAUGCAGCAUAGUUCUGUAUGGAUUCCUUUUGAAGUUUAUCCCAGAAUUUUAUAUAGAAUAAUAAAGAUGUGUAUUCAAAUAAAUAUAAUUAUUGAAUUGCC